AUGCCGGCUGCACUGGAAAUCCGGGGCCGGGGUCCCAUCACGACCUUUGAGUCAGCCUCUAAGGAAGAAUUCAACCGGCAGAAAAAGUCGAUCGAGGCCCUCACGCGGCAGCACCUCGGACUGGGCAAGCACGACGCGUGCACCGUGCUGGAACGCCACAAAUGGACCCGAGGCGGCUUCAAUAUCUGUGUUUUGGUCGACGUGAAGUCCGGUCGCCAGUCCAGCAAGGUCGUGUUUCGUUGCGCCAUGCCGCACAAGCUCGCCGAAGCUCGAUAUCCCGGCACCGUCGACGAGAAGCUCGGCUGCGAAGUCGGGGCAUAUGUGUGGAUGCAAGAGAAAUGCCCUGACAUUCGCAUCCCUCGUCUCUAUGGCUUUGGCUUUUUGGACGGCCGCCAUUGCACUUGGUUCACCCAUGCUAGUCGUAGGCCGUUCCUGUUCCGCAUUGCCCGCGUGUUCUGGCGCUCGUCUACGGCCUGCUCGGAUAUCCACUCUCCUAGCGACGCUGCCCGGAGGGAAAGACUGUUCCGCGGCAUGUCCAAGAUAAUGCUUUCCCUGGCACGUCUCCCUCAGCUACAAAUUGGAGCCUUUCAGUUCGCCAGCGACGAAAACGACGGCGCCCCGAGGACAAUGCAGCGCGAAGACACGUUCAAAUGCACUGACGCCCUCGCGUCCGGGAUACUCACUUUCCACGACCGUCGCUUCCUCGGCCAGCCGAACGCCAUCUACAGCGCAAACGACUGUCGCAGCCAGAUGGCUGUCAAGACACUGCUCCGGGUAUUUUCGCACCGCUGUCUCACAAUUCUGGUGCGAGAAGAAGAAGUGAUCCAGAAGAAGCUAGUUGACAGGGAGAAGUAUGACGCUGAGCUGAAGCGUAUCUUUGGCGAAUGA
Lasiosphaeria miniovina is the source of this 888-nucleotide messenger RNA. RefSeq lists its product as uncharacterized. Lineage: Eukaryota; Fungi; Ascomycota; Sordariomycetes; Sordariales; Lasiosphaeriaceae. The transcript is spliced from 6 exons. The record is from RefSeq and is a predicted model, not a curated record. Bases 1 to 888 code for a protein of 295 amino acids.